Messenger RNA from Apiotrichum porosum, 912 nucleotides. RefSeq lists its product as uncharacterized. The transcript is spliced from 4 exons. NCBI's taxonomy places the organism in Eukaryota, Fungi, Basidiomycota, Tremellomycetes, Trichosporonales, Trichosporonaceae. The record is from RefSeq and is a predicted model, not a curated record. The coding region runs from base 1 to 912 and encodes 303 amino acids.
AUGUCUGCGCCACCGCGCGCCUUCCUCGACCUCGACCCAGAAUGGGUGGUCAACCGCGUCUGGGGAACAUACGACGACACGCGUGUGCCACAGAUCUUUCAAAACGACCCGCGGCUGAGGAUCUUUUCCCGCGCACUGCAAGUACUCUCCCUUGCGCUGGUGCGGUCAGGCAAGGUCAAGUGGAGGGACGUCGAGCCGAUCAAUGUGUGGAAGCGUUCCCUGCUCGACCACCAGGUCGUGGAGAUGCACCAUCGCGUCCAGCUUGUAAUCCAGGAGCGCGCGAGCUUCCUCCAGCGGCGCGCAUGCCUCGUACAAGGCGUCAGCGGACUGCACGCAAAGAGCACCCGCCUCGAGAUCCGCCUCUGGAACGCCCAGGCCGACUUUCUCGCCGAGCUUUCCUCCCUCGAGAACCGUCACGUCAACAACUUUCUCAACUCGUGCGCCUCGGCGAUGGACAAUGUCUUGUUGACGUUCCCGCUUGAGCGGCCAGCCUUCUGCGACCUGCUCAUUAACCCCGGCCAGCGUGGCGUGCUGGAAGAGCAGUUCUGGCAGCGGCCAAAAGUGGUCAUUGAGCUGUCGGUGCCGGUCCGGUUUAUCACAUUUGCGGACGGUUCCGACUUUUACUUGCCCAACGAGGUCUCUGACGAGGACGGAUCGAGUGGGAGCGUGAGCGGGGAUACACCGCGGCCGACGUCGAGCGCAUCGUCACGUAAACCGGACUGCAAGCCGUAUGGAACCCCAGACAGCGAUGGAGCCUCGUGGGACGACAAAGCGCCUUCAGAUCAUGAAGCCUCCUCGAACGACGAAGCCUCCUGGGACCACGAAGCCUCCUCAAAUGGCGAAGCCUCCUCCGACGACGCCGACGAACCCCCCAUGGACGUCGAAGCCUCCUCGGACAGCACGUCUCAAUGA